AUGUAAGCAGUCUCUGAGUCAAUUAUAAGAAAAGAAUACGAAAGAAAAGUGAAUGAAUGCAUAGAAAAUUCGUAAUAAGCAAUAGAAGUAUAUAUAUUAUUUUAUAAAUGUAAAUAGAACUCAUUUAAGAAUAUUGAUGCCAUACUUGAUGAACUUCUUAAUAAUGAGUGUAAUUGGAUUAAUGUAAUAACAUCUUAAAAAUAAUAAUAAUAAGAAUUACCAAAUGUCAAUUCAAAUAUUUUACAUAAAUUUUAAGAUGACAAUUUCCAAAAAUAAAUCUGUGAAGAAGUGACAUCUUUAAUCAAAAUUAAUAUUCAACAUCAAGUUUAAAAGAAAGAAGAAUAAUAUCAAGAAUUAAUUAAACAAAAUUAAACAUAAUUGGAACAUUAAAUCAAAUAAAAUGAUUCUUAGAUUAAUUCAUAAACUAUUGAAUAAUCAUCCGCACUUGUAGCUACUCAAUCAAAUCUCAAACCAUUUACUUAUUAAUUAAUUAAACAAAAUUCAAUUAAAUUAGAUUAAUGGUGUUAUGCAAUUGCUGUUAAUAAAGAUUGUUCAAUAUUAAUUGCUGGAUGUAAUAGUUAAAUUAAAGUAUUUGAAUUUAUAUAAGGAAUCUUAAGAUAAGUUUAAAUAUUAAGUGAACAUGGGAGUUCUGUACAUACUUUAAAUUUCAUGUAGAGAUCAGAUAUUUUAUAUCUGGUAGUUAAGAUAGUUCAAUGAUAAUAUGGGCAAGAAAUUAAAAUAAUUCAUGGAUUUGCCAAUAGAUAUUGAAUGGACAUACUUAUAGUAUCUAUUGUUUGUUAUUAAAUAAUAAUGAAGAUUAUAUUGUAUCUGGCAGUUAGGAUUCUAAGAUUAAAUUCUGGUAGAAGUAAAAUGGAUAGUUGUGCUCUUAGACAAUAACACAUCAUACAAAUCCUGUAUUGGGAUUAAGUUUCCAUGAAUAAUAGAAUAUAUUGAUAUCUUGUGGACAAGAUAAUUGUAUAUUAAUAAUUAACAACCAGAAUUGAAUAAAUAAUGGAUUGUAAUAUAAAAGAUUACAGUAGAACAGUUAGGAUAUAGAUUAUGCUUUAUUGAUAAUAAUACAUUCACAUUUUAUCCUAAUAGUAGAUAGUACAUAAAUGUUUUUGAGAUGAAUAAUACUAAUAAAUAGUAUACUAAAAUAAAGGAUAUUCCUGUAAAAAGUGGUAUUGAUAAUUUUUUCUUUGCUUCAUAAUAUUUAAAAUCAAAAUGUAGGCUUGUCAAUAAGAAUGGUUCAAAUGUAAGUUUAAUAAGGAAGAAAUAAAAUGGAGAGUUUAUGAUUGAGGAAUCUAUUGAGUUUGGAACAUAUUAUAUUUUUGGGUAGAUGACUGAUGAUGGACAGUAUUUGAUUACUUGGGAUAUUCAAUCAAAAGAAAUUCAGAUCAGAAAAUAUCAGGAAAAAUGA
This is a messenger RNA of Paramecium pentaurelia, 1420 nucleotides long. Lineage: Eukaryota; Ciliophora; Oligohymenophorea; Peniculida; Parameciidae. The record is from the annotation of a GenBank genome assembly.